Soboliphyme baturini is the source of this 693-nucleotide messenger RNA. NCBI's taxonomy places the organism in Eukaryota, Metazoa, Nematoda, Enoplea, Dioctophymatida, Soboliphymatidae. The record is from the annotation of a GenBank genome assembly.
AUGGAUGUCACAGCGUUGAAAUUCGACCAGUGCAAUUCUCAUCUGGGAUGCACCGGUCUGCUGAACUGUUGCCCAACGCCACUCGGCUAUCGAUGCAUUCCGCCUAGAAUCUCCUGCACCGUGAAGCCUGGCAAAUGUUCGCAUUUAUCAGAAACACAGGAAGUGGGGAAAAAAACUUUGAACUGCACCUGUGACGACGAUUGUCUCAAUGAAGACAAAUGCUGCCUGAUUGGAAAGCAGAAAAGAUGUAUAAAGCCUCCGCAGUUGAAAAAAGGUGCUAACUCGACACUCUCGUCAACGAAGCACCCAGGCUCUGGACUCCUGAACCUCAGCGGAUGGAAGUUAUUCUACUCAGGCGCCGAUAUCACGACUGGGGCUCAGGCCGGUGUCGCGGAAGGGUGGCUACAUCAGGCUAAAGCGUUGACCUUGGUACAGUUCUAUGCGUCUAAUUUGAAGGGAGAAUAUGAGAUCUUCGUUAAGCGCAAUUUACUGUCCGAAGUGGCGAAUACGGAGUCCCUCAUACUCAUGGGCGAUUUUGAUGCGCAUGUUGGAGCAGACUCUGAAACAUGGAAAGUCGAAAUUGGAAAAAACGGUCCUAACGACUUCAACAAUAACGACAUGAAGUUGUUACGAUUUUAUGCAAACAGGUUUUGCCACCCUCAUACGGAGAAAAAGGACUUUCUUCGGCGAUAG